Messenger RNA from Conger conger (European conger), 1475 nucleotides. Its product is annotated as alcohol dehydrogenase class-3. Gene Ontology annotation, biological process: formaldehyde catabolic process. NCBI's taxonomy places the organism in Eukaryota, Metazoa, Chordata, Actinopteri, Anguilliformes, Congridae. The transcript is spliced from 10 exons. Gene Ontology annotation, cellular component: cytosol. The record is from RefSeq and is a predicted model, not a curated record. Bases 239 to 1381 code for a protein of 380 amino acids. Gene Ontology annotation, molecular function: S-(hydroxymethyl)glutathione dehydrogenase [NAD(P)+] activity; zinc ion binding.
UCAAGCCUGGUUGACGUGCACAGGCUCUCUAUGCACUGUGCUCUGAUUGGCUAAGGAAAACACCCCCGUAGGUCAAGAGUACUUGUUGGCCCCUUUUCUUUCUGUGCAACUCGAGCGUGAUAAUGGCGACGGCUGGACAACACUGAACCGCUUUAGCGGGGCUUGCCCUCUGAGCCCCUCCCGUCGGAUCGAAACAGUCCAUGAAAUGAAUGCAAUGCGGCAAGGACCGAAUCCUUGAAUGAUCGAAUCCGUGAAGGAACUGGAAUCAGUGAUCAAGUGUAAGGCGGCAGUGGCUUGGGGGCCGGGGAAGAGCCUGUCACUCGAAGAGGUGGAGGUGGCCCCACCCAAAGCCCACGAGGUCCGCAUCAAGCUCUUUGCCACGGGAAUAUGUCACACGGAUUCCUACACUCUUAGUGGGUCGGAUCCGGAGGGCCUCUUCCCGGUUAUCCUGGGUCAUGAGGGGGCGGGAAAGGUGGAGAGUGUUGGUGAAGGUGUCACAAAAUUCAAAGCAGGUGACACUGUGAUUCCCCUGUACAUUCCUCAAUGUGGGGACUGCAAGUUCUGCAAAAAUCCCAAGACCAACCUCUGCCAGAAGAUCAGGGUGACCCAGGGACAGGGCCUGAUGCCGGAUAAGACGAGCCGGUUCACCUGCAAGGGGAAGCCGGUGUUCCAUUUCAUGGGCUGCAGCACCUUCUCGGAGUACACCGUGGUGGCUGACAUCUCCCUGGCCAAGGUGGACGAGAAGGCCGCCUUGGACAAAGUGUGCCUCUUGGGCUGCGGUAUCUCCACUGGGUACGGGGCCGUUCUCAACACUGCCAAGGUGGAAAAGGGGUCCACCUGUGCUGUGUUUGGCCUGGGGGCUCUGGGACUCGCCGUCAUCAUGGGCUGCAAGGAGGUGGGGGCGACCCGGAUCAUUGGCAUCGACAUCAAUCCUGACAAGUUUGAGAAGGCCAAGGAGUUCGGCCUCACAGAAGCUGUGAACCCGAAGGAGCACUCCCGCCCCAUACAGGAGGUCUUGGUGGAAAUGACUGAUGGGGGGGUGGACUACUCCUUCGAGUGUGUGGGCAACGUGGGCAUCAUGAGAUCAGCGCUGGAAGCGUGCCAUAAGGGCUGGGGCGUGAGCGUCAUCAUUGGGGUGGCCGGGGCGGGACAGGAGAUCUCCACUCGCCCCUUCCAGCUGGUCACGGGGCGCACCUGGAAAGGAACUGCCUUCGGGGGAUGGAAGAGUGUGGAGAGUGUGCCCAAGCUGGUCGAUGACUACAUGAACAAGAAGCUCAAGGUGGACGAGUUUGUGACCCACACCUUGCCCUUCGACAAGAUCAAUGAAGGCUUCGAUCUCAUGCAUGCUGGGAAAAGCAUUCGGGCCGUGCUGCAGUUCUAAGCGUUGGAUUCGGACUUGAGGUGCUUAAGAGAACACCACUUGUACCACUUUGAUAAUCUUUCACGUUUUAGAAAAUAAAAUCCUUCAACACCCA